AUGAAUGGUAGACUGAAACGAAUAUUAGAACAAGCACAAGUUCCUCCGGUUCACAAAAGAUACGUCCGGAGGGCGUUUGAAUCCGAGUUUGAGGAAGUUGUGGAUAAAUUCUUGGAAGCCGCGGAGAAUGGUGAGUAUUUCUGAGGUUGUUGAGGUUUAGAGAGACGAGAAAAAAUGAUGGUGGAGUGCCGUUCCAACAAGAGAUCAACUUUUCCGCAGGCAAUUCGCAAAAAUUUUGCCAAUUUUUCUCUGACCGCCCUCGACAUUUUGCAUACUCUCUCGUCAGCAAAUAUUUCCCUGAUAAGGACCUUUUUCAGACAAAGCUGCUCUCUCAAUCACCGGUUUGACUGGAACGGGCAAGUCCGCAUUAAUCCGGAAUCUUCUUUGGCACCGCUCAGAUAUCGUGGGGCACCAUUUCAAGCGGAUUUUGUUCAUCUCCGAUGAAAAUACGGACCUUCGGAAGGUCCCAAAUCUUAUAACAAAUGCGUUGUUCAGUUUAUGGAAGGAAAUUCCAGACGAAAAAACCUUGGAAUUAUUCCAGAAUGGGCCUGAACUUUUGUUGAGACGAGUCAUUGAUGAGCUGCAAAAAGUUUUGAUCAUUUUGGAUGGGGUUUAUCUGGAAGAAGUCGUGAAUUUUUUCAAGGAUUUGAGGGUGAGUUAAAAUUUGAAAAAAAACGUAUUAUUCGAGUCUUAUAUAGUAAAUUUUUUUCGAGGAAUGGUAAAAACAAAAUUUUGAAAGCUUUUCGAAAUCCAAUUCCUAGGAUUUUUAGUUCAAAAAUUUUUGAAAAAAUUUUAAUUUUUUGCCUGUUUGAAAUUGGAAUAAUUUUUCGCGAGAAAAAGUAGCAAAUCAAUUUGCUGACAAAAAAUCCGCAAAGAAAAUUGCAACCCCGAUUUUUCUCUGACCAAUCUCCGCAUUUCGCAUACUCUCUUGUUGAAAUCUCUGCAGAUUGUUGAAAUGUUCCCCUGGCGGCUCUCCCUGCAAAUCGCAAGCUAAACUUUUCAGGAAUUGAUUUUUACCUUAUUUAUAGAGCGCAUGCAAAAUUUCAAAAAAAUCGAAAUCUUGGACUUGGUACCUCUCUUGCUUGUAGAGCCAUUUCCCACCCUUUCUGCCCCAAAUACUCUUAUCAGCAUCUAUAUUUUUAGUGUUCGCUAAUUAUCACAACGAAUCGCCGAGACCUUACCAAUCAUAUCGACAAUAUUUUCACAUAUCAUAUUACACUGGAACAUACGAAUAUUGAUGAUUUAACAAAUUUAUCGACAGCUUAUGGACUCACUAAUAUUUCGAGGCAUUAUGCAAAUGUGUUAUUGAAAAUUACCGGAGGGAAUUUUGGGUUAUUGGAGAAACUUUUUACCGCUGCGAAGGGUAGCAAUGAACGGUAAGCCUGAGUUAUCAUUGUUAUGCAGAUUUCUCGAAGUUGAACGGGCCUAUUUUCUUAAAAUUUUGCACACGUGUUGUGUUUGAGUCAUAUAGCAAUUCCUCAAAAUUUUAACCCAAGCGUUAUAAGGGCAGUCGAGAUUUUCAACGAAAUUUAUUGACGAGAGAUUACGAAAGAUGAGGAGAGCGGCUAGAGAAAAUUUAUUUUUUUUGGCCGAAACUCUAGCUAUCUAAAAGUAAAUAAUUUUUUUGUAGAAAUUUUUUAAUGGUACUGUAAAUUUUUCAAAUAAAAAAAUAACUUUUCGCCAAAAUUUCAUAUUUUUUAAAAUUUUUUAUUUUAGCCUAAAAUUCCUCGUUGAUCAGCUCCGAAUCGGGAUCUCAACUGAACUCGACUGCAUUUCCUAUUACUCCCAUCGAUCUCUCUACACCCCCAUUGAUCUCACAUCAUCAUUUUUACGGCCCAAUGUGGCCAAUCAAGUCGUUUCCUUGGCCCUGUUACAGAUGGGAGUUUGGCUUCGGAUCGAAAUUUUGGCCAAGUUAUGGUCGGUGGACUUGGUGGAUAGCAAUAGAAAUUUCAUAUGUCAAAUGAUCAGCGCGGAAAUGUCACAUCUGGCGGAAUUCAGCUUGCUGGACAACUCUUUGGAUGAUAACGAAAUUAGGGUACCCCCGCUGUUCAGACACUAUUUAUUGGCAAAAACUGGAACUGCUCAGCUUACGGUGAGUUGAUACGUUGAAUUUAUUGGCAAGAUGACCAUGGUGUAACAGUAAAAAAUGCGAAAUAAACAAAAAAAAUUUUGCAAAAAAUUGUGAAAAGGGGGGACCAAGGCAAAUUUCUUCAUCCAAUUAUUUUCCCUAAUAUUUUCGAUUUUUUUUUGAUGGCAAACUGAGAUUUACACCACAUUUAUUUUCAUCAAAAAAAAUUUCAGACCUACAACAAAUUUAUUCAUCGGCUUCGGACCGAUAAAACCGAAUCCAAGCCCUACUCCGACGACUAUCUUUUGAGUCAGCUGGUUGAUCCGAUUAAAAUUGAAGCCGCGUUGAAGAGAAGUUGCCGGCGACCUUCCGAGCUCGUUGCCAAAACCUCAAUCCUUGAUUAUGUCUAUGAGAUUUUUAAUCAUUUAUUUCGAAGGUAA
This is a messenger RNA of Bursaphelenchus xylophilus (pine wood nematode), 2508 nucleotides long. The record is from the annotation of a GenBank genome assembly. NCBI's taxonomy places the organism in Eukaryota, Metazoa, Nematoda, Chromadorea, Rhabditida, Aphelenchoididae.